This is a messenger RNA of Thamnophis sirtalis, 1773 nucleotides long. NCBI's taxonomy places the organism in Eukaryota, Metazoa, Chordata, Lepidosauria, Squamata, Natricidae. The record is from RefSeq and is a predicted model, not a curated record.
CAAAGUGAAGCAAAUGCAGAUACCAAGGAAAAGCUUCCACUACGCCUACGGAUAUUUGAAAAAUUCCCCAACAGGCCCCAAAUGGUAAAAAUCUCCAAGCUGCCUUCAGAUUUCACAGUUCCCAAAAUAAGGGAAAGCUUUAUGAAGCAGUUUAUUGAUCGACAGCAGCAAGAUACAACUUGUUUAUUGAGAAGGCUUCCAUCAGCUUCUUCUUCCUCCUGUGAUCACGCUAAAAGGCUGGCAAUUGAAGACAAAUACAUUGACCAGAAGCUUCGCAAAUCUGUUUUCAGCAUUAGGGCAAGAAACCUUCUGGAGAAGGAAUCUGCAAUCAAUAAAAUUCUUAGAGCCUGUACUCAUCAGCGUAUGCUUAGUGGAUCUCUUGAGGGACAGCCUGCAAAAGAACGAUCUAUUCUUAGUGUUCAGCAUCAUAUACGCCAAGAACGCAGGUCACUAAGGCACGGCUCCAACAGUCAGCGAAUCAGCAGAGGAAAGUCUCUUGAAACAUUAACUCAAGAUCAUUCUAAUACAGUGAGAUACAGAAAUGCACAAAGGGAAGACAGUGAAAUAAAAAUGAUCCAAGAAAAGAAAGAACAAGCAGAAAUGAAAAGAAAAGUUCAGGAAGAAGAGUUGCGGGAGAAUCACCCCUAUUUUGACAAGCCUCUUUUCAUAGUGGGUCGGGAGCACAGAUUUAGGAAUUUCUGCCGCGUUGUAGUUAGAGCUCGCUUUAAUGCCUCUAAAACAGAUCCUGUUACUGGAGCAGUUAAAAACACAAAAUAUCAUCAACUUUAUGAUUUGCUGGGAUUGGUUACUUAUCUAGACUGGGUAAUGAUCAUUGUCACCAUAUGUUCCUGUAUUUCAAUGAUGUUUGAAUCCCCUUUUCGAAGAGUAAUGCAUGCACCUACUUUACAGAUUGCUGAAUAUGUUUUUGUAAUAUUUAUGAGUAUUGAACUUAACUUGAAGAUUAUGGCUGAUGGAUUGUUUUUUACACCGACGGCAGUCAUCAGAGAUUUCGGAGGUGUCAUGGAUAUUUUUAUAUACCUUGUAAGCCUGAUAUUUCUAUGCUGGAUGCCCCAAAAUGUUCCUGCUAAAUCAGGAGCUCAACUGCUAAUGGUUCUACGGUGUCUUCGCCCCCUUCGGAUUUUUAAACUGGUGCCCCAGAUGAGAAAAGUUGUUCGGGAACUAUUUAGUGGCUUCAAAGAAAUCUUUCUAGUUUCAAUCCUUUUAUUGACAUUAAUGCUUGUUUUUGCAAGCUUUGGAGUUCAACUUUUUGCUGGAAAACUGGCGAAGUGCAACGAUCCACAUAUAAUUGCAAGAGUUACAAUGAAAAUUAUUGCCAUGUCACCUGCUGGAUUUUGGCAGAGCAGAAGAAAUCGUUAUGAUCUCUUGGUGACAUCAUUAGGAGUCAUAUGGGUGAUUCUCCACUUUGCCAUAACGAAUGCCUAUACAUAUAUGAUGGGAGCGUGUGUAAUUGUGUUCAGGUUUUUUUCAAUCUGUGGAAAGCACGUGACUUUGAAGAUGCUACUGUUGACAGUCGUUGUCAGCAUGUACAAAAGCUUCUUCAUCAUUGUAGGAAUGUUCCUACUGCUGCUUUGCUAUGCUUUUGCUGGAGUAGUUUUAUUUGGAACUGUGAAAUAUGGAGAGAACAUUAACAGACAUGCCAACUUUUCAUCGGCUGGUAAGGCCAUUACGGUACUCUUCAGAAUAGUCACUGGAGAAGACUGGAACAAGAUAAUGCACGAUUGUAUGGUUCAACCUCCUUUCUGUACUCCAGAU